Messenger RNA from Microthlaspi erraticum, 2697 nucleotides. NCBI's taxonomy places the organism in Eukaryota, Viridiplantae, Streptophyta, Magnoliopsida, Brassicales, Brassicaceae. The record is from the annotation of a GenBank genome assembly.
AUGGCUGCCUGCACCACUCACUCGUCUCUCAUGCUAGCGUACGCCGCACCCACUCGUUCCCAGGACCUUACCCUGCCAUCUCUUUUCUCCUUUGCCAACCCCAGACCCUCUCUCUAUCCCCCGCUUCUCCUCCUUGGGGGGAGAAGAUGUGCUGCUAUUGACAGAGCUUCCAACCGAUUUUUCCCGGUAGUUGUCUCCGCCGUGGCCGCAGAGGCUGACGUCGACACGGAGGAUGAAAUCGCCAGCGCCAGCGCCACCGCCGUCCUUGAUCCGCCCAAGCCUAAGAAAGGAAAAGCCGCUCUGGUUCUCAAGAGGGAUAGAACAAGGUCAAAGAGGUUUUUGGAAAUCCAAAAGCUAAGGGAAACCAAAAUGGAGUAUGACGUCAAGACUGCUAUAUCUUUGCUUAAGCAAACCGCAAACACAAGGUUUGUGGAGUCGGUAGAAGCCCAUUUCCGUCUCAACAUCGAUCCAAAGUACAAUGACCAGCAGCUGCGAGCAACGGUGAGCCUGCCUAAGGGAACCGGGCAGACUGUAAAAGUGGCUGUUCUUGCCCAAGGUGAGAAGGUCGAUGAAGCCAAAAAUGCAGGGGCAGAUAUAGUGGGAAGUGAUGAUUUGAUCGAACAGAUAAAAGGAGGGUUCAUGGAGUUUGACAAGUUAAUUGCAUCCCCUGAUAUGAUGGUCAAGGUUGCUGGUCUGGGAAAGAUUCUUGGUCCACGGGGACUCAUGCCAAACCCCAAGGCUGGUACCGUUACAGCUAACAUUCCCCAGGCUAUAGAAGAGUUCAAGAAGGGGAAAGUGGAAUUCAGAGCAGACAAAACUGGGAUUGUCCACAUUCCCUUUGGCAAAGUUAAUUUUACAGAGGAAGACCUGCUCGUCAACUUCCUUGCAGCAGUGAAAUCGGUGGAGACAAACAAGCCAAAGGGAGCAAAAGGAGUGUACUGGAAAAGCGCGCACAUAUGCUCGUCAAUGGGGCCAUCCAUCAAGUUGAACCGUAUCCGCCAAGGAAGCAGGGCUCAUAUCAUCGCAUUUCGCGUCUCGCGUUUCGCAUUUCUCAAUUCUCAAUUCUCAAAUCCUUGCUGCAAAUUCAUGGCGGAGAAGCUCAGUGAUGGCAUACUCUCCGUCCAUCCUAAACCUUCCAGGGGUUUCUCCUCUAAGCUUCUCGAUCUUCUCGAGAGAGUCGUCGUCAAGCUCAUGCACGACGCUUCCCUUCCUCUCCACUACCUCUCCGGCAACUUCGCUCCCCUCCGCGAUGAAACUCCUCCUGUCAAGGAUCUCCCCGUCCAUGGAUUUCUUCCCAGAUGCUUGAAUGGUGAAUUUGUGCGGGUUGGUCCAAAUCCCAAGUUUGAUCCCGUCGCUGGAUAUCACUGGUUUGAUGGAGAUGGAAUGAUUCAUGGUGUUCGCAUCAAAGAUGGGAAAGCAACUUAUGUUUCUCGAUAUGUUAAGACAUCACGUCUCAAGCAGGAAGAGUUUUUCGGAGCUGCCAAAUUCAUGAAGAUUGGGGACCUUAAGGGGUUUUUCGGAUUGCUUAUGGUCAAUAUUCAACAGCUGAGAACUAAACUGAAAGUAUUGGACGGCUCUUAUGGAAAUGGAACUGCUAAUACAGCACUCAUAUAUCACCAUGGAAAACUUCUAGCAUUACAGGAGGCAGAUAAGCCCUAUGUCGUCAAAAUUUUGGAAGAUGGAGACCUGCAAACGCUUGGCAUGAUAGAUUAUGAUAAGAGAUUGACCCACUCCUUCACUGCUCACCCAAAAGUUGACCCGGUUACAGGUGAAAUGUUUACAUUCGGCUAUUCGCAUACGCCACCUUAUGUCACAUACAGAGUGAUCUCGGAAGAUGGCAUUAUGCAUGACCCAGUCCCAAUAACUAUAGCAGAGCCUAUCAUGAUGCAUGAUUUCGCUAUUACUGAGACUUAUGCAAUCUUCAUGGAUCUUCCUAUGCACUUCAGGCCAAAGGAAAUGGUGAAAGAGAAGAAGAUGAUAUACUCAUUUGAUCCCACAAAAAAGGCCCGUUUUGGUGUUCUUCCACGCUAUGCCAAGGAUGAACUCAUGAUUCGAUGGUUUGAGCUUCCCAAUUGCUUCAUAUUCCACAACGCCAAUGCUUGGGAAGAAGAGGAUGAAGUUGUCCUCAUCACCUGUCGCCUUGAGAAUCCAGAUCUUGACAUGGUCAGCGGGAAUGUGAAAGAAAAACUUGAAAAUUUUGGCAACGAACUGUAUGAAAUGAGAUUCAACAUGAAAACGGGCUCAGCUUCUCAGAAAAAACUAUCGGCAUCUGCAGUUGAUUUCCCCAGAAUCAAUGAGAACUACACUGGAAAGAAACAGAGAUAUGUAUAUGGAACAAUUCUGGACAGUAUCGCAAAGGUUACAGGGAUUAUCAAAUUCGAUCUGCAUGCGGAAGCUGAGAUAGGCAAAAGAGUGCUGGAAGUGGGAGGCAAUAUCAAAGGAAUUUAUGAGCUGGGGGAAGGGAGAUAUGGUUCAGAGGCUAUAUAUGUACCGCGUGAGGCAGCAGAAGAAGAUGACGGUUACUUGAUAUUUUUUGUUCACGAUGAAAACACAGGGAUAUCAUGUGUGAAUGUGAUAGACGCAAAAACAAUGUCAGCUGAGCCAGUGGCAGUGGUGGAGCUGCCGCAUAGGGUCCCAUAUGGCUUCCAUGCCUUGUUUGUUACGGAGGAACAACUCCAGGAGCAAACUCUUAUAUAA